AUGGAGGAGGGCCUGGUGUCGGUGGACAAGUUCUCCGGCGGCAGCCAGGUCUACUUCCUGACGCAUCUCCACCAGGACCACACCCGUGGUCUCGGUGAGGCGGGUGGGUGGCGCCACGGCCCGCUCUACUGCUCCCCGACCACGGCGCGCCUCCUCCCCAUCCGCUUCCCGGGAAUCGACGCCUCCCUCCUCCGCCCGCUCGCUCCAGGUGCUUCUGCCUCCAUCUCCCUAUCAUCUCCCUCCUCCGGCCAGCCCCUCUCCCUCCGCGUCACCGCCAUCCCCGCGCUCCACUGCCCCGGAUCGCUCAUGUACCUCUUCCACGGAGACCUCGGGUGCAUGCUGUACACGGGGGACUUCCGGUGGGAGCUCAGGUGCGAUAAAGCGCGGCGGGCGAAACAGGCUUUACUGGACGCGCUCGGCGGGGAUACCAUUGAUGUGCUCUAUCUGGACAACACCUACUGCCACCCGUCACUCAACUUCCCUCCACGCCCCGUCGUCGCUGAGCAGAUGGUUGAUAUAAUUCGGGCACAUCCUGAUCAUGAAGUUAUCAUUGGUGUUGACACUCUUGGAAAAGAAGACCUCUUGCUUCAUAUAUCUAGAGCUCUACAGACGAAGAUCUGGGUUUGGCCCCAGCGCCUACUGACAAUACACCUUCUAGGGAUUGAUGAAAACCGUGAGAUUUUUACCACACAGACCAGUUUGACUAUGAUCCGUGCUGUUCCAAGGUAUAGUGUCACCAUUGAUAAUCUUGAAGCUCUAAACACAGUGUGCCCCACUAUAGGGAUCAUGCCUUCUGGUAUUCCUUGGCUUUGGAAGAGCAGCGAAGGAAAGGUCAAACCCAAAGGUAGAUCAUCACUGAAGUCUAUCGGGUGCUUAGGGAGAGGUGAAGGCCUAACAGAAAUGGACUACAAUCCCUUGUCACCACCAAAGCUGUUUGACAAGGAUUCUUACGCUUUACCAUAUUCCGAGCAUGCUUGCUUUUCAGAGCUGGAGGAUUUUAUGCAUACAAUGCGCCCAUCGACAGUCAUAGGAAUUGUCAGCUCAUCGUUCUGCUAUGUGAAUCCCCGUCACCACUUCAGACAUCUUUGUUUAGACAGUAAGGUUAAUGUUUACAGGACGCCCAUAAAAAACAAGGGUGGGGAUAAUGAUAAGUUAACACCAAAGAGAAGGCGAAAUGGUUCUGUGACUCCAGAAGAAAGGAAGGUCAGGAUCUCCAGUUCAAGUCUGUAUAGAAGCAAAGUUACAAUGAAAAGGAGGGAGUGCUGCGGUGCAAGGAUUAAUGACACUGAAGAACACAUUGGUGUUGCCUGA
Miscanthus lutarioriparius is the source of this 1311-nucleotide messenger RNA. The record is from the annotation of a GenBank genome assembly. NCBI's taxonomy places the organism in Eukaryota, Viridiplantae, Streptophyta, Magnoliopsida, Poales, Poaceae.